Labrus mixtus (cuckoo wrasse) is the source of this 2885-nucleotide messenger RNA. RefSeq names its product FAD-dependent oxidoreductase domain containing 1 (gene foxred1). The record is from RefSeq and is a predicted model, not a curated record. Gene Ontology annotation, molecular function: oxidoreductase activity. Gene Ontology annotation, cellular component: cytoplasm. Lineage: Eukaryota; Metazoa; Chordata; Actinopteri; Labriformes; Labridae. The transcript has 11 exons. The coding region runs from base 1 to 1524 and encodes 507 amino acids.
AUGUCAACGUGGCGCAGGCUGCAGGUGAAGGUGCGCACGGCUCACGGAUUACUUACCUCCAGACGGGUGACAGAGAGGCACACAUGGCUGUACGGACGUUGUCAAAGCUUAAGUACAAGCACACCUCUCCGAAAUGACUUCUUCAAAGACCUGGAGGCGCAGCUGGCCGCCAUGAGGAGGAAGGCUGCGGACGCUCUGCCGGGGAGCUCCUGGAGUCCCUUCGAGGUGAACCCGAACCUGCCGCCGGAGAGGGCCGACAUUGUGAUCGUGGGGGGCGGCGUGAUGGGCUGGUCCAUCGCCUAUUGGCUGAAGCAGAAGGAGUUCAGCCGAGGAGCAGUGAGGAUAGUUGUGGUGGAGAAGGACCCAACGUACUCGAAGGCGUCCACCGUCUUGUCUGCUGGCGGGAUCCGACAGCAGUUCUCUCUACCCGAGAACAUCCACAUGUCCCUGGCCUCCGCAGACUUCAUGAGAAACAUCAACGAACACCUCGGCGUGUUGAAUGAAGACCCCGUCGACCUGCAGUUCAACCACUCAGGAUACCUCUUCCUGGCCAAUGAGGACGUGGCUCACAUCAUGGAGGAGAACUACAGCACCCAAAGGUCCGCAGGAGCCAAAGUGACUCUCCUCUCUCCGACACAACUAAAGGAGAAAUUCCCCUGGGUCAACACGGACGGUGUGGCGCUCGCUUCAUAUGGGCUGGAGAACGAGGGCUCGUUUGACCCGUGGACUCUGCUGAACGCCUUCAGAAGAAAAGCCAUCUCUAUGGGAGUCAUUCAGUGCUGUGGAGAAGUUACAGGUUUGAAAUAUAUGUCAUCCAUCGUGACGACCACCGAUAACGAACGUCUGGAGCUCCGGAGAAUCAAAUCUGUCAGAGUGCACAUGCCUAACAGCAUGGAGUACCAGCCCGUGGAGUGUGCCAUUGUGGUGAAUGCAGCGGGAGCCUUUUCUGGGAAACUGGCAGAGAUGGUGGGAAUGGGCUCCGGCCCUAAAGACAGCAUCGCUGAAAUCCCUCUGCCCGUCGAGCCUCGCAAAAGGUUUGUGUACGUGGUCCACUGUCCUGACGGUCCGGGUCUCGACACUCCUUUCCUGAUCGACUACUCUGGAGUUUACUUCAGGAGAGAGGGCUUAGGAGGGAACUACAUCGCCGGGGCUUCACCGGAGGAGGCGGACGAGCCCGACACCGGUGACCUGGAGGUGGAUCACCAGUUCUUUGAGGAAAAAGUCUGGCCCAGCUUGGCCCACCGUGUUCCUGCCUUUGAGAAACUGAAGGUGACCAGUGCAUGGGCCGGUUACUACGACUACAACACUUUGGAUCAGAACGGCAUCAUCGGCAUUCACCCGCUCAUCCCCAACAUGUACUUCGCCACAGGUUUCAGCGGACACGGCCUGCAGCACUCCCCCGCGGUGGGUCGGGCUGUGGCCGAGCUGAUCCUGGACGGGAACUUUCAAACGUUGGACCUGAGCCCGUUCGGGUUCAGACGCAUUCUGGACCAGGAGCCGAUGCUGGAGAGGAACAUCGUGUAGAGCGGCUCGGACCUUCAACACCUUCGAUGACACCUUUUAGUCUUAUUUUUUAAGUUCUGAUCUCCUCCAUGUUUAAUUUAUUUAACAGAUCAGUGAUCUCUGGGAAUGUAGUCUGAGACCGCUGUCGGCUUCUUGUUUCUCACCAACAGUCACUGGUGGGAAAAAAUCCUCAAGAACAUUUGUUUAAACCAACAAACUGAACAACUUAACCUCAAUACAACUUCAAAAAAUGUGUUGUUGCACCAUGUACCUUUGGUUUGAAAGGGUACGAGUCAGAGAGAAAAGAGUGUUUUUAUGAAAACGUCACCUGUUGGCAAAAGAUGAAGCCUAAUGACCUCCAGGGACAGGCUGACAUAUUGUGUAUUUGGAGUCUGUGCAGUAAGGAUCAGCUGGAAGAGCCGGGGUAUUGAUGUCUAGUCGCUCCACCAAUGGAAACACAUUUAUCUUACCCACUAAACAGAACGGUUUCCUCAGGUCAGUACGGUCCGCAGCAGAACACAUUGUUGUGCUGAUCUGAAAUUGAAGACGCCGGACUCUUAGCUCUGUCGGCUCUGUGAGGACGAUGCCUUCGAAGGAAAAUCAGAAAAUGAUUUACAAAUACUCAGAACAGGAGCUGCCUCUUCUCUGGAAACCUUCAUUGCUGAAGGGAGGAGAAGAAAACAUUUGGAUGAUACAGUAUAAACUGUAAUACAGCCAAACAAUCGCUUUCAGGUUUCAUUUUUAUUUUAUUUUCAUAAUGUGAACAUGAGUCAGCAUCGUUAGAUACAAAAGAAAAGAAACAGUGCAAGAGGACGCUGUUCUUCUCCAUACUCCUCCACUCCCACCCCUAUACAGAAAAUAAAACAACAACAACAAAUAUACAGAAAUAACAAUCAAAUAAAACUUAUUGAAUAAAACAAAAAACUAGAAAACUUACAUUUUCAAUUUGUGGAAAUAUUCUUGCACUUACACCAAACGUGCAUAUUUUAAAACUCAAGGCACCAGAAACAAAAACAGCGACAGAGUUAUGUGAGCAGUAACAUAUUAAGUGUGUAGUUUGGGCCUUCACUCUUCCAAGACUAUUUUUGAAAACCACUCUGGGGAAACUUUCAAAGUAGGAAGCUAAUGGCAGCCAAAGGUCUUGAAACGUGUGUCCUGUACUUACAACUGAACCUGUUGGUGCUAAUCAGCCGAAGUGGAAACAAUCAGUCAUAAUCAAACGUAGUUGUUGUUCACACUUUGUCUUUGCUUAUCAAGUUCUGUUCUUUUUAAAAGUCAUUCAUGUUUUAAUUAUUUUAUUUUGACACAGACUGAUGUUUCUCAGUUUAGUAUUAAUCUAUCAAAGUACUGAAUCUUUAUCAUGAAUAAAAAUCUUAAUUGUG